Molecule: messenger RNA, 1491 nt
Organism: Macrobrachium nipponense
Lineage: Eukaryota; Metazoa; Arthropoda; Malacostraca; Decapoda; Palaemonidae
Exons: 1
Coding region: 1-1491 (496 amino acids)
Molecular function (GO): zinc ion binding; nucleic acid binding
Source: RefSeq, a predicted model, not a curated record
AUGGAGUCUUAUAAAUUCUGGAAGGAUGAAGGUUUGUCCAUGGGACUCUCAAAUAAAGCUCUUUUGAACUUUAUAGAGAAGAAAAUCAAAGAUAGUGAUGAGUGUGAUGAAAGAUAUGCUGAAAGAGAAGAACGGGCUCUGAAGAUUAAAUUCGAAGAAAAUGAUAAGCAGAGGGCACAUGAACUUGAUUUGCAAAAGAUCAGAGGAGCAACAUCUAACACUAGCCAUGUGACAGUUGUUGUGGAUACUACUAGACCUCUUCCUUUUUGUGAUACUGAUGAUAUCACCGCCUACCUAGUAAGGUUUGAAAAGGUAGCAGUUUCUCUCAACUGGGAUCGGAACUCUUGGUCAGCUCAGUUAGCAUCACUUUUAAGAGGAAAGGCAUUAGAUAUCUACACGUCGCUCUCAGAUGACGUUACGAGUGACUAUGCAUCAUUGAAGGAAGCUCUUUUGAAAGGAUUCAAGAAGACUAGUGAGUGGUACAGGACAGCAUUUAAAACUGCAAAAAUGGAUUCCAAGAGCACAUAUGAACAAUAUUUGAAUAUAUUAUUUCGAAAUUUUGACUUGUGGAUGAAUAGUCUUAGGAUAACUAAAGACUACAAAGAUUUGAGAAACAUUAUAGUCUGUAAUCAGUUCAUGUCUACUUUACCUAAGGAAAUGCGUCUUUUCCUUAAGGAGCGUAAACCUAGAACUCCAGAGGAUUAUUCAUCAUUGGCAGACACAUAUGCUUCAGCACACAAAUGUUAUCCUAAGGAUGAGCAGAAGUCCUUUAGGCACAAUGCUAAUGUAUCUAGUUCCAGUGACAAGAUCAGUAUGAGUGAGAAACCAGAGAAAGCUAAUUCGUCACGUCCAGGUAAGAUUUCAUGUUACGGUUGUGGUCAGAGUGGACAUAUUUCAAGAAACUGUCCUAACAAGUUACCCAAAAAGAAAUCUGAAUCUUCUCUUGAGAUAGGACAAGUUCUGGAUAACACUGGAGUAUGUGGACCUAUGGUAUGUGGAACAGUGAAUGGUACUACAGUAUCUACAAUACUUAGAGAUACAGGUUGUACAGGAGUAGUGGUAUCAGAGGAUUUAAUUCCUGAUCCUGGAACAAAUUGUUCAUAUUCUACUCUUUUUGAUUAUUUGGGCAGGAAGGACAGAUUCCCUAUUGUCAAGAUUUAUUUGAAAUGUAAUCUCUUUACAGGUUGGGUUAAUGCUGUUUGGGCUCCAAAAAAGUACUGUACUGUCUUAUUAGGCAAUAUUCCAGGUGUUCAAGACCAUAAUUUGUUUCCUCUGAAAAAUACGGAUUCUUCCAUAGAAGUAAAUGCAGUAACAAGAGCACAGGUAAAAAGGAGAAAUAUUGUACACCCUCUUUCUUUACCAGAACCAUUUGAUAUACCCAUUGAUCAUGAAUCUUUUCUUAGAGAACAGCAGAAUUGCCAGGCUUUGAAAUAUGCAAGAGAAAUGAGUCGGUCUGGUGAUGUCAAAUGUUGCAAGAAUGGGUUGCAGUAA